AGAGAACAAAAAAUAAAAAUAAAUAGUGGAAUCGAAAAAUGGCGAGUGUUGUGUUUUCUACAUUUAGUGGAAAAAUAUCAAGUAAAUGUUUCAUUGAAGAAUGACGAUACAUUAACAUUUAUUAGAGCCAUUUUACUUUGUUCAACUGAUCAAAAUAACCUGUGUAGGAAGCCAUGUCGAGUCACUCACCACAAACCAGCCCGAUGCCUCCACCACAAGCUCCAAGCCCAAUGGGUCCUCCCUCGCAUAGUCCGGCACCGCCUCAUUCCCCUCAUAGCCCGUACCAACCCACCAUGGGCCAUAUAAGCGGUCCACCACAUCCUAUGCCACCAAUGUCGUCACCCGGUCAUCCACCAAUGCCUCCAACAUCAAUGUCGAAUACCAGUCACACGUUGCCCCCUCAUAUGCCUCAACACGGGCCUCCACACCCUCCACAUGGAAAUCACCCUCCGAGUCAUAUGAGCGCUCCCCUUCCUCAAGGCCAACCUAUACAAAUAGGUUCUGGUGGGCCAUCUCCGCAUGGUCCGCAACACCACGGUUCGCCACCAGGACCACAACACCACGGACCACCGCCAUCGUUGUCCCAAAGUCAUUCCGGUGGGCACUCUAGCGGACCCCCCCAAAGCCAUCUUGGUCCGCAGGGACAUGAGAUUAAUCCUUUGGGAGCUCCUCAUGGAGGAAACUUACAACAGGGUCAGCCAUAUCCUGGACACCCUCCAAUGAGUCAUCCGCAGCAGAGGCAGGAAUCAAAUAAUGGCUUACCGCUAUUUGGCAAGGAAUCAGCCUAUACCACCUCAAGUUACCAUGGCUCUGCAAGGUAAAAGAGCUGAUGGGUCCCCACAAUGCCCAACUCCUCCACCAACGUCUACAUUUCAGGGAGGAAUGCAUCCACAGGGUGGUCCCGGUGAGGCAAGUGAACCUCCAACAUCUGAGAGUUGCCCAAUUCAACCUCAACCCAUGAGACCUCCAGGUCCUCCUAAUACGCAGCAAGGAAUUCCUCAAGGACCGCCGCCUGUACAUCUACAGCAACAGCCUCCUAUUCAAAAUUACAAACAUCAUGGUGCACCCCCUCAACUAAUGAUGGCGAAUAGCGGCCCACGUCCACCACCGAUGCACCAACAACAACAGCAACAACAGCCACCGCCUCAAGUACAUCCUCCCCAAGCACAUCCGCCACAACAACACCAUCAUCAAACAGCUAAACAGAGUCGAAUAACUGCUAUACCAAAACCCAGCGGUUUAGAUCCCUUAGUUCUUCUCCAGGAGCGAGAAAAUAGAGUUGCAGCUAGAAUACAAGCUCGAAUGGAUCAACUCAUGACUUUGCCAACUGACAUGUCAGAAGAGCUGAGGAUGCAAGUACAAAUAGAACUUCGAGCUUUGCGGUGUCUUAAUUUCCAGCGACAACUAAGGACUGAAAUAAUAGCCUGCACAAGACGGGACACGACAUUGGAAACGGUCAUCAACGUCAAGCAAUACAAGCGAACCAAACGACAAGGACUACGAGAAGCGAGGGCCACCGAAAAACUUGAAAAACAACAGAAGCUCGAAGCAGAGAGGAAGAAGAGACAGAAACACCAAGAAUUUCUCACCUCUGUGUUGCAACAUGGAAAAGAUUUCAAAGAUUUUCAUAGAAAUAACCAUGGAAAGUUGUCUCGAGUCAAUAAGGCCAUCAUGAAUUACCAUGCGAAUGCAGAACGAGAACAGAAAAAGGAGCAAGAAAGAAUCGAAAAGGAACGAAUGAGGAGGUUGAUGGCAGAGGAUGAGGAGGGUUACAGAAAACUUAUUGAUCAGAAGAAAGAUAAACGAUUGGCUUUCCUUUUGUCGCAAACUGACGAAUACAUUGGCAAUCUGACAGAAAUGGUUAAACAACAUAAGUUGGAACAGAGACGUAAACAACAAGAAGAAGAAAAGAGAAAAAAGAAAAAGAAGAAGAGGCUAAGUUUGGAGGGUUUAUUGAACCCUGACGAUGAAGAUGGUUCACAACUAUCUGAUAGACCCAUAACAGUCGUAGAAACAGCUACCGGUAAAAAACUUACGGGUGAAGAAGCUCCAUUGCUUAGUCAGUUACAGGAGUGGCUGUCACAAAACCCUGGCUGGGAUAUAGCCGAUUCAGAUGAUGAGGAUUCUGAAGAAGAGGAAUAUGAAGAAGACGGAAGUAGUAGUUAUCUUAGUAAUGGAGAAAAAACUGGGUUUAUGUCGCUUAUUCUUGCAGCUAGAAAAGUUUCACCAAAAUCGGAAGAAGAAAAAGCCAAGGAAGUUAUCAAUAAAGCAAAAGUGGAAGAUGAUGAGUAUCACAAAAACUCCAUCGAAGAACAGACCUAUUACAGUAUUGCUCAUACUGUACAUGAAAUAAUAACCGAACAGUCGGCUUUAAUUCAAGGUAAACUCAAGGAGUACCAAAUCAAGGGCUUAGAGUGGCUGGUAUCACUCUAUAAUAAUAACCUCAAUGGUAUACUUGCGGAUGAGAUGGGUCUGGGUAAAACUAUUCAGACCAUCGCACUCAUUACUUACUUGAUGGAAAAUAAGAAGGUAAAUGGACCAUUCUUGAUCAUCGUUCCCUUAUCAACAUUGUCUAAUUGGGUACUGGAAUUCGAAAAGUGGUCCCCAUCUGUGAUCAUAGUGUCAUACAAAGGAUCACCUAUAGGUCGAAGGCAAAUACAGAGUCAAAUGAGAUCUACAAAAUUUAAUGUCCUACUCACAACAUAUGAAUAUGUCAUUAAGGAUAAAGGAGUAUUAGCCAAGCUCCCAUGGAAAUACAUCAUCAUUGACGAAGGCCAUAGAAUGAAAAAUCACCACUGUAAACUAACGCAAGUAUUAAAUACUCAUUAUGUUGCACCGCAUCGCUUACUGCUGACCGGAACUCCAUUGCAAAAUAAACUUCCCGAAUUGUGGGCCCUUCUGAACUUUCUGCUGCCCUCUAUUUUCAAAAGCUGUUCUACUUUUGAACAAUGGUUCAAUGCACCAUUUGCCACUACUGGAGAAAAGGUGGAACUAAACGAAGAGGAAACUAUUUUGAUCAUCCGACGUUUGCACAAAGUUCUUCGACCAUUUUUGCUGAGGCGUUUGAAGAAAGAAGUCGAAUCGCAGCUACCAGAGAAAGUUGAAUAUAUAAUAAAGUGCGACAUGUCAGGGCUACAAAAAGUUUUGUACCAACAUAUGCAAAGCAAAGGGGUUCUGCUCACAGAUGGUUCUGAAAAAGGUAAUAAGGGAAAAGGAGGUGCGAAAGCCCUUAUGAACACCAUCGUGCAACUAAGAAAACUCUGCAACCAUCCCUUUAUGUUCCAAAACAUUGAGGAAAAAUAUUGUGAUCAUGUUGGUAUUGCUGGUGGAGUAAUUUCAGGUCCUGAUAUCUACCGAGCUUCUGGAAAAUUCGAACUCUUGGACCGCAUAUUACCGAAACUCAAAGCCACUAAUCAUAGAGUUCUACUGUUUUGUCAGAUGACUCAACUCAUGACUAUAAUGGAAGAUUAUUUGAGUUGGAGAGGUUUCGGAUACCUCCGUCUGGAUGGCACAACAAAGUCAGAAGAUCGAGGGGACCUCUUGAAAAAAUUCAAUGACAGGACCAUCGAAUAUUUCAUAUUCCUUCUCUCUACCAGAGCUGGAGGCCUCGGUUUGAAUCUGCAAAGUGCAGAUACUGUGAUUAUAUUUGAUUCCGACUGGAAUCCUCAUCAGGAUCUCCAAGCUCAAGACCGAGCUCAUCGUAUUGGUCAACAGAACGAGGUUAGAGUAUUACGUCUCAUGACUGUCAAUUCAGUCGAAGAACGGAUCUUAGCAGCGGCUAGGUAUAAACUCAAUAUGGAUGAAAAGGUUAUACAGGCUGGAAUGUUCGAUCAAAAGUCGACUGGAUCUGAGCGACAGCAGUUUCUUCAUCAUAUCCUACAUCAAGAUGGCGAUGAUGAAGAGGAGGAAAACGAAGUGCCAGAUGAUGAAACAGUGAAUCAAAUGGUAGCUCGUUCAGAACAAGAAUUUGAGUUAUUCCAAAGAAUGGAUCUUGAGAGAAGGAGGGAAGAAGCUAAGCUGGGACCAGCCAGAAAAGCGAGAUUACUGGAAAUAAGUGAAUUACCUGAUUGGCUAGUGAAAGAAGACGAUGAGGUUGAUCCUUGGAAUUAUGAUGACAAUGAUAGUAUACUAGGCAGGGGCACGAGACAUCGGAAAGAAGUUGAUUACACUGACAGUUUGACAGAAAAGGAGUGGUUGAAGGCGAUAGACGAGACAGACGAAUAUGUAGAAGAAGAAGAGGAAGAAGAAAAAGCAAAGAAGAAAAAAGGAGGUCGCAAAAAGAAAAAGCGUGGAGAUGACUCUGACAGUGAAGUAGGGACAAGCAGUAAAAAAAAGAGUAAAUUGUCCAGCGCAGACGCGAAGUUAAAAAAACAAAUGAAAAAACUCAUGUCCGUUGUAACAAAAUAUACUGACAGUGACGGACGUCUCUUGAGUGAACCAUUCAUGAAGUUACCUGCGAAAAAAGACUACCCUGACUACUAUGAGAUCAUCAAAAAACCCAUAGACAUCAAUAAAAUUUUAAAUCGAAUUGAAGAUGGAAAGUAUACUGACUUUGUGGACUUAGAAAGGGAUUUCAUGCUACUAUGUCAAAAUGCUCAAAUCUACAAUGAGGAAGCUUCUCUAAUUCAUGAAGACAGCAUUGUUCUUCAGUCGGUGUUCUCAAACGCAAAGCAAAGAAUAGAACUGGUGGAUGGUGGUGGAGACUCAGAACAGGAAGACGACAGAGAGGAAGCAGUUAGGUCUGACACAGACUCUACAGUCAAAAUGAAAAUAAAGAUCAAAAGCAAAAAGCUCAGUAGGCGUAAACGCAUUCAGAAGAAGUAUGUUUCUGACGACGAUGACGAUGAAGAUGAUUGAAUAUUCAGAAUAUUCAUUUCAUAUUGUCCUUUCGAUAAUAUUGGAUUAUAGCUCAUACAGACUAGAUAUGGAAGUGAGGUUGGAAUGUGUUAAUGUGAUGAGAUAAAUUAUUUGAUAGAUCAAGAUAGACAUAUUACACGGACACUGUUUUUCAUUUUAAAAUUUUUACAGAGAGUUUUCAUCACACACUAUCUAGGGAUAUAACUAACAACGUGCACAUUGAGUUGAAAGUAACAAAGGAAAGAAAUACUAAGAAAAAUUACUCUCAAACAUUUUUUCGAGUUAUUUAAAUAUUUGUUGCAAGUGCAUGCUAGACAAAAAAUCUGUUUUGGUAACUCAGAGAUGUACAUAAUAUUCAUUAUUCCAAGAUACCCCUAUAAUCUAUAUCACAGAAAAUGUUAUCAAUGAGUGGUUCAACCAGAAAUAAGAUAAGUACCUAUGUCGAAAAUUAUGUAAAUUAUUUCAAAUCAAAAUAAAACAUAAUUUACAAAAAUUGUUAGAAUAUAAAUUUAAAACUUGAAAAAAAAUGAGAAUUGGAACUACCUAUAUAUUUAUAACACUUGUAUUUGUAACUAACGUUAAGGACAUUUUCCAACGAACACAAUAAACUGAAAUAAUUAACAAUGUACACCUUUAUAUACCUAAACAACCACUGAUUGGUAAUAACAUAGGGUCCUUAAUUACUUUAUUAUCAGAAUUUUGUUUACCUAUGACAAUGUAGGUAAGCCAAUUCGAAAACCGGGGAGUAGACCUGGUCAAUUUUGUCAUUUAGUAGCUUACAUCUGCAAUGCUUACAUUUAUGAAUUUCCAAGGAUUCCAAAUAAUUGAAUUUCCAACCUUUGCCUGCAUUGUGCAAAAUUUUCGUAUCGUUUAGAGUCGGGAACUUGUAGUUGCAUCACAAGGAAUGGUUUGAAAUUUUUACCUAGUCUGAAGGACCUUACAUGUUCAGCAUACCAAUUUGAGAAAUUUCCGGCCACAUUGUCCCACAUAAACACUAUUACACUCCGGACACUUGAGCUUAUAAACUCCAGUUUUCUCCAUCUUGUACCCCGAAAUACAUCAACAUCGAAAUCAGGACAAAUACAAGUGUUAUAAAAAAAACAUAGGAAGUUUCAAUUCUCAUUUUUCAUGUUGAUCUCCUACCACGUAGUAACUAAUCAUCAAUUUAUUAAAACUUUCAAGUUGAUAUUUAAGUUUCCGAGUUGAUCUAAGUUGUUCUAACUAUUUUACAAUUUGCUAAAAAUAUUCAUUAAAAGUUUUGUGCCAUCUGUAAAUAUUUGAGGUGUCUAUUUUGCUGUUGAAUUAAUUUCUAGUGUUUCAUAACUACAACGUCAAAUUCAAACUGGACAUUUCUCUCGAUGAAUAAAUUAACUCUUCAAAUGAAAUUUUCCACAGAGGUUUUUCGUAUCAAAAUACAGGGUGUUGAAUGUGAAAAUGAAAGUCUGUUGUUUGGCCAUAAUUAUUAAAUAAUAUUACUGGAGUUUUAUCCCAACACCAAACCGUUAUUUUAACAUCUCGAUAUGUGUUUCGAUCAUGAUCGAUUUGAUCUUCUUCUUGAAGAUGAUCACUUGGUGAUCGAAACACGUGUCGUGGUGUUGAAAUAACGGUUUGGUGUUGGGAUAAAACUCCAGUAAUAUUCUUUACUACACCAAAGGUUCCAAACAGUGCAUCACGAGUAUAUAAUUAUUAAAGUUUGUGAAAGUGUGUGAAAAUAAUUUACGAUAAUUUCUCUAAUCCCUCCCUUUUCAGGUGGAUUAGAAUUGUCUUUGCCUUUCCAGAAGUAGGAUCGGAUAUUAUUUUACCCCCUAUUUUGAAAUCAUUGGCAGGAUUACUGAAGUUUUGUGUUUUUCGAAUUUUAAGUUGAUUUGGGUAAAAAAUGAAUAUUUGUUCACAUCAAUAAAAUUAAACCGAUUUUUCUUGUUCUUUUUUGUGACAGUUGAGUGAUUCAGUCUAGCACCACUGAUGAGACCUUGAGGAGUCGAAACAGCGCUGUCUGGUGUUGGAUUACAAGUUUAUUUAGUUGACCUGCAGCUGAAUUUCAUUCAGCAGUCGAUGUUGCAAAGCAGAGCUUUGCAACAGACAUCCUUUUGGGGUGCCUUGUUUAUCUUUGAUAUUCAAGGAUUUAGUCUUUUUUCGAUUCCAUAGAGGUCUUCAUCUUUACAUUUGAAGUAAUAUUUGGGAGAGAACUCUUUCUGCGUAACAAAAUCUUAAAUAUCUCAAAAACGGUUGAAUUUCAUUGAUGUGAACAAGUAUGAAUUUUCAACACAAAAUCAAUUUGAGAUUCAGAAAAUACUAAAAUUCCAGAAUCCGGUCAGUGGCGUUUAAUUAAUAGGAGGGCAAAAUAUUACCCGUGCCCCUUCUCUACGCUUCUGGAAAGGCAGAGAAAAUUCAAUUCCACUUCAAAAAGAUGGUAUUAGUACAUAAAGACAUUAUCCUGAAUCGUUGUGAAAAAUAUAGAAAAUAAAAAAAAAAGCUAAAAAUCUUUUUUAUUUUUCAUUUCAAACACCCUGUGUUUUUGAAACGAUGAUCUUUUGGAAAAAUUUCCUUUUGAAAAGGAUAGUUUAUUUAUCGUGUCAAAUCUCCAGUUUCAGUUUGGUGGUAUAGUUAUGAAACACCUUGUGUAUAGAUAAGUAACAGAAUAUGAAUAAGUAUGCAGUAGAAUUCAUAUAUAAUGACUUCGCCUUUACCGACUAACCGUUUUUAGCGACUAUAAUGUUUACUCAACUUGAGUUUCAUACUUAGCUAUUGAGAAAAUAUAAACCGUUUAGUGCGACUCCAAUUAAAGUGACCAACUGCUUUUAGCAAUCAUCUUUGAUGAUAAUACUUCCGGUUAAAACAUGGCGCAAUGUUCUGCACUACAAUUGCAGAAAAAAGUGCAAUAUUACACCGAAUAAAAGUCGGUGAAUUAAAUGCACUACUCGCAAAGGAGUAUGGGGUAUCUCAUUCUACAACAUCCAUAAGAAGAAUAAAGAUUGAGCCGCUGUUUAAUGCCAAUGUUUUGAAAUGGAAACGUGUAAAGACUUGUUACAGUGGUUCAAGCUUCAGCACGACCGGGGAAUACACGUUAAUGGACCUCUGCUACAAGAGAAAGCAAACUUUUUUGCUAGACAGGCAUGCAAAAUUUCACAUGUUCCAUGAGUUGGAUAAACCGUUUAAAAGUAAGACACAACAUCUUCUGUGGUAAGAUUGCUGGCGAAUCCUUGGCCAACUCUACGUCCGCAAUUCAGAGAUGAUGAAAUUUUUAAUGCGGAUGAGACCGGGCUGUUUCAAAAAUUAACCCCGUACAAGACGUUGAAAUCCAAAGGUGAAAAAUGUACAGGAGAAAAAUUAUCAAAGGAGAGAAUAACUGUGAUGGUGAUAGCCAACAUGAGUGGCACAGUUAAAAAACUUCUCGUAAUAGGAAAAUCUCAACGUCCCCGAUAUUUUAAAAAUGUACGGCAUUUGCCAGUGGAUUAUGAGAGCAAUCGAAGAGCCUGGAUGACGGGUAACAUUUUACCAAAUAGGUACGCGCAUGGGAUGGUGAAUUUAUGAAAAAGAACAGGAAAAUCCUGCUGUUAGUGACAAAUGUCCAGCACAUCCCUAUAUUGUAGAGUUGAAAAACAUAACCCUGGUGUUUUUACCUCCAAACACGACAUCAUUGUCGUGACCCAUGGAUCAAGGGAUUAUUCGAGCUUUAAAAGUGAAUGAAGCUUGAUGCUUUUCUAAUGAUUCAAGAUGCCUGGAACCAACUCAAGCAAGAGACAAUUUUUAACUGUUACAAACACGCUGGUUUUGUGCGAAGCAAUUUUGAAUGUAGCAUAACUUCAAAUGCAGAUGAUUUUAAGUUAGAAGACGACGUACCGUUGAGCAUUUGGGCGAGGGCUAUUGAUACGCAUCAGUUACCCAUAACAAUCGAUGAAUUUGAACAGUAAGCGUGUAUCGAUGAUGUCCGAUGAUGUCAAUCCUAACAAAUAAAUAAAAGAUUGAUGAACUCUGUACUACUAAUAAAGGAAAAUCGUGUAGAUUUAUGAAAAAUAAAAUUAAUUAAAAAAAAAUAAAAUAAACCACGCCGCUUAUGUCAUUCAAAGAAACCGCCGACAUUCGGUAACUAUUUACUUUUUAUGCCAUUUGAAUUGACUCCGUACACACUAUACUUUAAGGACGCUAUAUCCGGAUUUCACUGUAGAUCCGUGUGAGAAUUUGCAAGAUAUGUUACUAAACAUCUGCUGAUUUUCUAUACACACCUACCAUUUUCAAAUAAUUUUGUAACCACUUAUGAAUUAUACAUGUUUCGUGAAAAAUAAAAUAUUACAUAGGCUUUACACCUGAAUUAUGUAAUUUCUGCAGUAAAAUUAUAGGAUCCACAGAUCCAGGGUCAUAAGGUUUUGUUUUUUAUUGUAACCAAUUUCAUUGUUGAUGUUUUUUUUUUUGUCUAUAAUUUUUGAUAAUACAGAAGCACCGGAAAUAUGUUGAUAGUUGUUCCAGACAUACUUUUUACUUUUUUUUGAAAAUUGGAAAAACUUCAACAAUUCAGUAUUCAUUUAAUAAUUUCAAAUAGGUUUCAGACCUAUGUUAUAAAUAGUGAUUUUAUCAGGAAAGUUUGAAAUGUCUAUCAACCAUCUACCCAAAAAAAUUGGGUCAUUUUUAUAAAAUAUUUUCAGUGGCCUCUUGUCAUAUCCAGGUUUGUCUAAUAAGUUAUACCUGCAGCUCUAAGCAGGAUCUUUAUUGUUAGUUACAAAAAAUGUUGCCUUGUUUUAUUAUGUUCACUUUGUGAUUAUCUCAAUGUCUAUGUAAAUAAUUUAAGGAAUUUGUUGUUGCAUUGAAAUUGGCUUGUGAAUAUUUAUAGAUUUUUAUGACUGUUCUGAAAUUGUUUUAGUUAAGUAAAAAUAUUGUUUUUUAUAUAGAAAUAUCUUUGAUCUUUGAAGAAACGAAGAAUAAUUCGUUGAUGAAAAAUAUGUUGAAUUCUUGAUUAUUAUGGGUGAUAUUUAUAUUUUUGUACAGUAGUAAAAAAGUCUUCAUUGACGUGUAGCUCCUUGAUUCGAAACCUAAUAGACCAUCGUGUGAAAAAAUUACUAUCAUUGUACUUUUGAAAGGAUUAUGCUCUUAUCCUCUGUGUAACAAAUAAUGCAUCAAUUAUUUCAAUUUUGUUGUAACGUGAUUUGUGUUACAUUGGGAACUAUGACUUAAUGAAAGACUUUAUGCUAUUAGACAAUUUUUUUGGAGUAUUUUAUAAUUCAUAAGUUUAGAUGGUGCAAUUUUUUGUCCUUAUUAUCAGUAUCAAGUGCAAUAUGUAUCUCAGACUUAAAAGUCACGCUUUAAUCUACAUGUUUAGUAAAUACAUAGAAUUGAAAAAGA
Messenger RNA from Leptinotarsa decemlineata (Colorado potato beetle), 10191 nucleotides. Its product is annotated as ATP-dependent helicase brm-like. Gene Ontology annotation, molecular function: histone binding; ATP binding. Gene Ontology annotation, biological process: regulation of DNA-templated transcription. Gene Ontology annotation, cellular component: nucleus. The record is from RefSeq and is a predicted model, not a curated record. NCBI's taxonomy places the organism in Eukaryota, Metazoa, Arthropoda, Insecta, Coleoptera, Chrysomelidae.